Callorhinchus milii (elephant shark) is the source of this 1803-nucleotide messenger RNA. RefSeq names its product serine palmitoyltransferase, long chain base subunit 3 (gene sptlc3). Lineage: Eukaryota; Metazoa; Chordata; Chondrichthyes; Chimaeriformes; Callorhinchidae. Gene Ontology annotation, cellular component: serine palmitoyltransferase complex. The record is from RefSeq and is a predicted model, not a curated record. Gene Ontology annotation, molecular function: serine C-palmitoyltransferase activity; pyridoxal phosphate binding. Gene Ontology annotation, biological process: sphingosine biosynthetic process; ceramide biosynthetic process.
GAUUUUGUACCGCUUUACCAAGACUUUGAAAACUUCUACAAAAGGAAUCUGUACAUGAGGGUGCGAGACAACUGGAAUCGGCCCAUCUGCAGUGUGCCAGGACCUACAUUUGACCUGGUGGAGCGGGUCACUGACGACUACAACUGGACAUUCAGAUACACAGGACGAAUAAUUAAAGAUGUCAUUAAUAUGGGUUCCUAUAACUACCUGGGCUUCGCGGAAAACCACAGUGAGUUCCUGAAACCUGUUGCAGAGGUGAUGAUGGAGUACGGUUCAGGAGUGUGCAGCACGAGGCAGGAAAUGGGUAACCUGGACAAACACAUUGAGGUAGAGAAGUUGGUCACCCAGUUCUUGGGAGUGGAAGCAGCGAUGACAUUUGGCAUGGGCUUUGCUACCAACUGCAUGAAUAUUCCAGCUCUAAUGGGCAAGGGCUGUCUUAUUCUGAGUGAUGAACUGAACCACACAUCCCUCAUCCUUGGUGCUCGUCUAUCUGGGUCCACCAUCCGAGUCUUUAAACACAACAACAUGCAGAGUUUAGAGAAGCUGCUGCGGGAUGCGGUGGUCAACGGGCAGCCUCGAACCCAUCGACCUUGGAAGAAGAUCCUUAUCCUGGUGGAGGGAAUUUACAGCAUGGAGGGGUCGAUAGUAUGCCUGCCAGAGAUUGUACUCUUGAAGAAAAAGUACAAAGCCUACCUCUACUUGGACGAGGCCCACAGUAUAGGAGCUGUAGGGCCUACAGGCCGCGGUGUGGUGGAGUACUUCGGAGUGGACCCCGCUGAUAUCGACGUGAUGAUGGGCACCUUCACUAAAAGCUUUGGUGCAAUUGGAGGAUACAUCGCUGGCAAGAAGGAACUGGUGGAUUACCUCCGAGGCUAUUCUCACAGUGCAGCCUACGCUACCUCAAUGCCACCAGCAAUAGCCGAACAUAUUGUCCGAACAUUGAAGUGCAUCAUGGGGCUUGAUGGAACAACAAUAGGUGCUGAGCGAAUACGGAAGCUGAAGGAAAACACCAGGUAUUUCCGGCAGCAUUUACAGCAGAUGGGCUUCAUCAUUUAUGGCAACGAAGACUCUCCGGUGGUGCCGCUGCUGUUGUAUAUGCCCGGUAAAGUAGGGGCCUUUGCCAGGAGAAUGCUGAAGAAGAACAUUGGGGUUGUGGUGGUUGGGUUCCCCGCCACCCCCAUCGUCGAGUCCAGGGCUCGCUUCUGCCUGUCUGCGGCUCACACACAGGAGAUGUUGGACAGGGUCUUGACUGUCCUUAACGAAAUGGGCAACUUCCUGCGAGUGAAGUACUCUCGAAAGCCAAGGAAUAGCUGUCCUGAAUUAAAGUACGACGAAAACUAUUUUGAAUUUGACAUUUGAGCUGCUUUGGCAACUUGGGGACGGGGGGCAGGGAAGCUUCACCUUGUGGCAGACCAUCACGUGCCUCCUUCCAACAGGCAGAGACCAAGAGGAGCAAGAAGAGGGUGGCUGCUGGGCUGUUUGGAUUCCUGUGCGAGCUUGCACCGGCACUGGUAGCGAGCCAUUAAUUUGUAGCCUUACACACACUGUGUGGUGCAUCACGGCUGCUGCCUCAAGUGUUGUUUACAGGUAGACCAUCAAAGACCAGCCGACUCUAUGCGGGCUCUCUUUCUCUCUUCCCUUCCCUCCCUCUCGCUCUCUGCUGCGAUCUUUUCAGUCGCCCGUCUUCCAUUUUGGAAUCUUUCUUCCAAAACAAAGGGGAAAAAAAUGCUGCCGUUACUCCGGGCAAACAUUUGGAAUACAGUAAACUCCCGAUAACUCAUCACUCCAAGGGAAAAGGGCUCA